Nomia melanderi (Alkali bee) is the source of this 3778-nucleotide messenger RNA. It is a transcript of the gene Ide, whose product is annotated as Insulin degrading metalloproteinase. Gene Ontology annotation, biological process: peptide catabolic process. Gene Ontology annotation, molecular function: metal ion binding; metalloendopeptidase activity. Gene Ontology annotation, cellular component: cytosol; mitochondrion. NCBI's taxonomy places the organism in Eukaryota, Metazoa, Arthropoda, Insecta, Hymenoptera, Halictidae. The record is from RefSeq and is a predicted model, not a curated record.
GAACAAUAGAAAUUAAAAUAAAAAAUCAUUCAUUAAAUUCGUAUCACAAAUUUGUUUGUGUCUUUACAAACACACAAACAUAGUAUAUCAUUUUUGUGUAUGCUAAGUUAUGUCCAUAGAACUUCCGUAGAUACCAUUUCUUAUUAACCGACGUUACCGAUAAUUCAAGACAUCAGGCUUAAUAGUACUUCAUUUCUAUUAUGAGUUUCUAAUAUAAUUUAGCAACAACAAAUACACGCAGUGCAUAUAUUUGUAUGAUGGAAAUAGUAUUUAUAUCAUAAAUGAGGUCCUCGUACAACACGUCCGUGUACAAUGUCGGAGCACAGACAAGAAUCUCGUCUUUGUUAUUAAAAGUCGAUUAAAUUGCAGACGAGACCUUGUAAUUAAAUAGAACAGUUAUGUUAAUUUCCACGCAUGUAGAAAAGCAGACUGGUUCAGCAUUUCAUGGCCACCAACCUAUAUCACCUAUCCCCUAAAUAACACGUAUAUUUGAAUCUCGUGUCUUCUAUGCAUCAGGUCAAUUUUUAUCACCUUCGAAGAUAAAAUUAUUGCUCAUAAAAGUAUAGUAAAAAAUUAAAGAAAAUAUAUAAAUUAGCAAUUUCACAAGCAAAACGAUUCUUUUGUGAGCUUAGAUGAAGUGAAUCAGUCAAAUUUAAGAAAUUGUAGGCAUAAAUCAUUUAAUAUAAAAUUAUUUGCUGUUAAUAUGAUACCACAUAAUUGCAUAGAAAAGCGAUACGAGAACAUAAUUAAAUCGCCAAAUGAUACAGCAAGCUACAGAGGCUUAUUAUUGACAAAUAAAUUGAAAAUUUUGCUUAUUAGUAAUCCAACAACUGAUAAAAGUGGAGCAGCAUUAAGUGUACAUAUUGGUCAUGCAAGUAAUCCAGAUGAUUUGCCGGGUUUAGCACAUUUUUGUGAACACAUGUUAUUCUUAGGAACAGAAAAAUAUCCACAAAAAAAUGAAUUUAAUACAUUUUUAUCACAAAAUGGUGGCUCAUAUAAUGCAGAAACAGACACAGAUCAUACUACUUAUUACUUUAAUGUAUAUUCAGAAAAGUUAGAAGAGGCAUUAGACCGUUUCGCUCAGUUUUUUAUAGCACCACUUUUUACAGAAGCUUUAACUGAGUUGGAAUUAAAUGCUGUCCAUCUAGAGUAUGAAAGUAAUAUUGCAAGUGAUGUAUGGCGUUUUCGUCAAUUGGAAAAGUCAGCUGCAAAUCCAAAUCAUCCUUUUUCAAAAUUUGGUACUGGAAAUAAAGAAACAUUAAGUAUUAUACCAAAGCAGAAAAAUAUAAAUGUAAGAGAAAAGCUUCUUGAAUUUCAUGAGACUUAUUAUUCGGCCAACGUAAUGGCAUUAUGUAUACUUGGGAAAGAAAGCUUAGAUGAACUUGAAGAAAUAGUAUUAAAAUUAUUUUCACAAAUAAAAAAUAAAGAAAUUGAAAUACCUGUUUGGACAGAACAUCCCUUUAGUGAACAGGAUUUCCAGACCAAGUGGUACAUUGUUCCAAUAAAAAAUACAAGACAUUUAAAUAUUACAUUUCCUCUACCUGAUUUACGAGAUCAUUACAAAUCUGCGCCAGCAUAUUAUUUCGCAUAUUUAUUAGGACAUGAAGGGAAAGGGUCAUUACUAUCUUCAUUAAAAGAAAAUGGAUGGUGUAAUUCACUUGAGGCAGGCAAACGACUAGGCGGCAGAGGUUUUAACUUCUUUAAUGUUACUGUUGAUUUAACGGAGGAAGGUAUUCAGCAUGUUGAUGAUAUCAUUCUAAUGACUUUCCAAUAUAUUAAUAUGUUAAGAAAACAUGGACCAGUUGAAUGGAUAUACAAUGAAUAUAGAGAUAUUGCGGAUAUGAACUUUCGAUUCAAAGAAAAAUCAUGUCCAAUUACAUAUGUCACACACCUUGUGUAUCAUAUACACGAUUAUCCAAUGGAAGAAGUCUUAGUGGCAGAAAAUAUUUUCAUGUCAUGGGACCCUAAUUCCAUUGAAUGGUUAAUGGGAUAUUUAGUACCAGAGAAAGUAAGAAUUCACGUUAUCGGACAAGCGUAUGAAAGUAUAUGUAAUGAAACUGAAAAAUGGUAUGGUACUAAAUUUAAAAAGGAAAAAAUACCACAAAAAACAAUUGACAGAUGGAUUAACGCUGGUUAUAAUUCAAAUCUUCAGCUGCCACAGAAAAAUAAGUUUAUACCAAAACGAUUUGAUAUAAAACCACAGGAAAAUAUAACUAAAUUUCCUGUAAUUAUUGAAGACACCCCACUUAUGAGAUUAUGGUUCAAACAAGAUGAUGAAUUUCUUGUACCUAAGGCUAAUUUGUUUAUAGACUUUGUCAGUCCAUUGGCAUAUAUAGAUCCACUUAGUUAUAAUUUAACUUACAUGUUUGUACAGUUACUAAAUGAUUCUUUAAAUGAAUAUGCGUAUGCUGCUACUUUAGCAUGUCUCAAAGGGGACAUUUCUUAUAAUAAUUAUGGAAUAACUAUAGCGAUCACUGGAUAUGAUGAUAAGCAACACAUUCUGUUAGAAGCAAUUAUGGAUAAAAUGAUUAAUCUUGAAAUUGAUCCAAAGAGAUUUGAAGCUUUGAAAGAAAAUUAUUCCAGAGCGUUAUCAAAUUUUGAAGCAGGGAAGCCAUAUCAACAUACAGUUUAUUAUCUUGCUGUUUUAUUGUCAGAACGAGUGUGGACAAAAGAUGAAUUGCUAAAAGCGACCUCUCAAUUAACAGUUGAAAGAGCACAACAAUUCAUCCCACAAUUUUUAAGCAAAGUACAUAUGGAGUGUUUAAUACAUGGUAAUAUUACAAAAUCGGAAGCUAUUGAAACUGCUAAGUUAGUAGAAUCAAAAUUAACAAGUGCAAUACCUCAGAUAGUACCACUCUUACCUGGGCAAAUGAUUUUACAUCGUGAAGUUAAAUUAGAAGAUGGUUGUCAUUUUUUGUUUCAAGUAGAAAAUAAGUUUCAUAAAAGUACGUGCACAGAAGUCUAUUACCAAAUUGGUGUACAAUCAACAGAAUCAAAUAUGUUAACAGAGCUUUUAGCACAAAUUAUUGCAGAACCAUGUUUUACUACCUUAAGAACUAAGCAACAAUUGGGAUAUAUUAUUUAUAGUGGCGUUCGAAAAGCACAUGGUGUACUAGGUUUAAGGAUAAUACUUCAAAGUGACAGACAUCCAAAAUAUGUUGAACAGCAGAUCGAUGCAUUCAUGCACUCUAUGCUGAAACACAUAUCAAACAUGUCUGAAGAAGAGUUUAAUAGACACAAAGAAUCAUUGGCAAUGCAACGUUUAGAGAAACCAAAAACAUUGACUACUUUAUUUACUAUUUUUUGGGGUGAAAUUUCAUCGCAGCAAUAUAAUUUUGACCGAGCAAAUAUUGAGGUGGCAUAUCUGAGAACCAUAAAGCAAGCAGAAAUAUUAAAAUUCUGUGAGGAAAUGCUUGAACCUAGUAUUCAACGUAAAUUAUCAGUGCACAUAAUUUCAACAAUAAGAAAAUCUGAACUAAUGGAAAAUGAUGCAGAUCUAGAAACCGAAUGUAAUACAUCAGGUUCUUAUGAAUAUAAGAAGAUACAUGACAUUACAGAAUUCAGAAUUAGUCAGUCACUGUACCCACUAUUGAAACCUUUCAAUAAUAUACCAAGGAAAGGAUUACUUUCAUCUAAAUUAUAGAAAUUUUAAAGUUGUGUUUAACAAUUGUGCAUUAAUUUCCAAAUGAUGUACCUAUAAAUUGUAACAUACACCAAUUGAUAUAGAGUGAAAUAAUUUUACCAUACUCUGUUACAUAAAAAAGGAUUUAAAUAAAUA